CUUAUUUGGACACCGCAGCUUCAUAUUGCCCUACUUUCCUGCACAACAAGAUAGAUAAUGUAACGGCACACCUUGAUAGACGCGAUAUUCGGAAGUUCUACUAUUCCGAGCCCAGUGUCCUUUAAAUUUUAUCCCCUCCCGCCUUUGCUUCUUGAGAUAGCAGCGGGGGACGUCGAAAGGGUUCGAAGCACGAGAUGGCCACGAGCGCAACGCUGCUGGCGAAGGUGGCGCAGGUCGAAGCGCUGCUCGCGCGCUGCAAUCAAACGCUAAGCUCGUCCACGCCUGCAAAGAGCUCGACGACGCCGUCGACGGAUGCGCCGAACCCGCUGCUCGUCCUGCGCGACACGGCGAAGCUGCUGCGCGCCCACGCCACCAAGAUUGGACUGCUGCUGAUCAACGAGCCGUUCACGCCGUCGGCGGUGCAGAAGGAGCUUGCGGCAUGCGAGAAGCUGUGCGUGCCGAGCAUGGUGGGUGCCGUGGGGGUGGUUCACCCACAGAUGUGGACGGAGUCGCUUGCGAAGGAGGCGAGGCUGAGAGUACAAGCCGCGACGGGCGCGUUCGGUAUCCUGCUGGCAGAUGUGAGGAGCAAGUGUCAAGGGGGAACCGUCAGGGUCGAGUCGGUGCAGCACAAGGAGAAGACGCUGGUCAGCACCGGGCAAGUAUGGGAGGCUUGCGAUGCGCUGGUGGAACUCGAAAGGCGAGGUUUGGUAGACGUCGUGCUGAAGAAGGCCAAGGAGCGCGAGGACAUGAUAAAGGAUGCGCUCGAAGAGCUGAAGGAAUGGCGCGAAGAUGAGGAAGAGCAAGACGAAGGCUUCGUGGCGGGCAGCGACGACGACGACGACGACGACGACCGGAACAGCGCAGAAGACUUGUUCGCGGGCGGCAGGCUCCCUGCUCACAGAGAGGACAUAAAGGAGCUGUUCGAUGCGGCGUUCAAACAACUCAAGCUCGUCAACAUGCUGUUCCAGGCCAUCAUCAAACGGCGGGCCAAGACGUUCACCGUGCCCGAGUACGAGGAUGCGUCGCGACGGUCCGAACGGAUCGCACGCGUAACGAGAGCGAACGACCUUCUGGAGCGAAUGCAGGCCAUUGGAGAGGGAGUGGACGAGCUCGCGGGCGCGUUCUACGAGCUCAACACGGAGCAGGCCAAGACGCAAUUACACAGCCUUGUCGUCAGCGCGCACGCUCUGGCCGACAGCAUGCAACGGUCGUGGGAGGACGGGGAGGACGAGUUCACGGGCUGGUCGAAGAAGUGGAAGGAGACGAUGAGGAAGCAAGAGCGCGAGUAAGGCAAGAGCGACGUGGCGGAAGGACAUCAGACACGCAUUUCUUGGUUGUAAGAAGACAGCAUCGCUUGGGGCGGAGAGAAAGGCGAGUUGGCGUGGCCCUCCCAGUAGAAAUAAAUUGUUACAUUUUUUUCUUGCAAGACCGACAAGAAAAAAAAAAUAAUUAGAGAACAUGCGGGACUGAAGUGCUACCA
This is a messenger RNA of Verruconis gallopava, 1480 nucleotides long. RefSeq lists its product as uncharacterized. The coding region runs from base 195 to 1289 and encodes 364 amino acids. The transcript has a single exon. The record is from RefSeq and is a predicted model, not a curated record. Gene Ontology annotation, cellular component: nucleus. Gene Ontology annotation, biological process: regulation of cell cycle. Lineage: Eukaryota; Fungi; Ascomycota; Dothideomycetes; Venturiales; Sympoventuriaceae.